Molecule: messenger RNA, 1389 nt
Organism: Hyla sarda
Lineage: Eukaryota; Metazoa; Chordata; Amphibia; Anura; Hylidae
Gene: TRMT61A
Product: tRNA methyltransferase 61A
Exons: 4
Coding region: 146-1060 (304 amino acids)
Biological process (GO): tRNA methylation
Cellular component (GO): tRNA (m1A) methyltransferase complex; nucleus
Source: RefSeq, a predicted model, not a curated record
CGAACAAUAAAGUUGCUUACGUCAUCACUGAGCGACCCGGAAGUGUCGCCCACGUGUAUGAAAGGGAGACUGCAACGCGACAGCUGCGCCGCUGAUUGUCAUCUGUGAUCCAUACAUUGGUGUCUUGCAGGGAUUGAUAGUCAGCAUGAGUUUUAUGGAGUACAGGGAAUUGAUUCAAGAUGGAGACACAGCGAUUGUAUUUUUGGGCCACGAUUCCAUGUUCCCAGUCACUAUCCAACAAGGAGGCCAGACACAAACGAAAUAUGGAGUCAUCAGGCAUUCCACUGACUUAAUAGGGAAACGUUAUGGUUCCAAGGUAACUUGCAGCAAAGGAGGCUGGGUAUACAUUCUAUAUCCAACCCCGGAAUUAUGGACCAUGAACCUUCCUCACCGCACUCAGAUUCUAUAUUCUACUGAUAUCUCCAUGAUUACUAUGAUGCUGGAGUUGAAGCCGGGGUCAGUGGUCUGUGAAUCAGGUACAGGCAGCUGUUCUCUUUCCCAUGCAAUCAUACGCACCGUGGCCCCAACAGGACACCUUUACACAGUGGAGUUCCACCAGCAGAGAGCGGAGAAAGCUAUGGAAGAGUUCCGGCAGCAUAAAGUAGAUAAUCUGGUUACUGUAAAGAACCAAGACGUAUGUAAGAAUGGAUUUGGCGUAUCUCACGUUGCAGAUGCUGUCUUUCUAGACAUUCCAUCCCCCUGGGAGGCUAUUGGUCAUGCCAAGGAUGCUCUAAAGAUUGAAGGUGGCAGAGUCUGCUCCUUUUCUCCCUGUAUUGAGCAAGUGCAGAGGACGUGUCUGGCUCUGGAAGAACACGGCUUUACAGAGAUCAACACCCUGGAAAUUCUCCUCCGGAUAUAUGAUGUACGGACAGUCAGUUUGCAAAUCCCAGAUUUAGGAAAAGCAGUAGAAGAAAAAGGAAGCUCCGAGAGCAGUGAUGCUUCCAAGCAAGUGUCUGUGUUCCAGCAGGGUAGUGCAUUGUUUAAAAGUGGUGUUUCUCCUCGGGAAACAGUGGGUCACACCGGGUACUUGACCUUUGCCACCAAGAGUUUAUUAUUUUAAGCAUUCCAGCAGAUAAAAAAUGCAUACUGUAAAUGUCAUUUAAAAGUUCCAUAUAUAGACAGACAAGCGAAAAAAUGCAGUUGUGUAAACAGCACAUUGAUGCCGGACCGGCAGAGACUGUCGUAGAGUUUGUGGAGCUCCGUUCCUCUAUGACAGGAACAGGAGCACUCUUUACACAAUGUGUGAAUAAUUAAACCAGUUUCUGUUGCUUUUUUUAUCAUCUUGUCAGAGUAUUAUUGUAAUUGUGGGAUAAGCCCAUAGGUGAUUAUAUUAAUUCUUUCCCUUGGUGGUUGCCAUAUUAAAGGGGUACUCCAGUGGAAAACUUUUUU